Molecule: messenger RNA, 1011 nt
Organism: Trichomonas vaginalis G3
Lineage: Eukaryota; Parabasalia; Trichomonadida; Trichomonadidae
Product: ribosomal large subunit biogenesis
Exons: 1
Coding region: 1-1011 (336 amino acids)
Molecular function (GO): protein binding
Source: RefSeq, a predicted model, not a curated record
AUGGGAGAGGUAGUUCCUUUGAUUUUUGAUAAAAAAACAAAUGAUAUAAUCACAUGCGGCGCAAUCCAUGAGGCCACAAAGAAAUGGGCUAUCGGAACUGUUGGUACUACAAUAUUUGUUUAUACAAAAGGCGACGAUAUUCCAAAACAAAUAUCAAUUUGCAAAGAUUCGGUUAGAUCACUCCAAUUUAACAUUACAGGACAAGACUUACUCAUUGCUGAUAAAGCAGGAAACUUCUUUGUUUAUAACAUAGAAGAUCAAUCUGCCAAAUAUACCAAGAUUAAAGCUCAUAACUCACCAAUUGAAGUUGCAAAGUACAUUACAGAUACAAUUAUUGCUACUGGUGAUUCUGAAGGCCACCUAAAAAUUUGGAAUAUUGAAGAAGACAAAUGCACUCAAAAAUUCCAUGAUGAAAAAGAAUAUAUUUCAGAUAUUGCAGUUGUUGAUGAUAAAACCAUUGGUGUUACAAGCGGUAAUGGCGUUUUAUCUCUUUAUACAAUUAAUAGACCUAAAAGACGUCAAUACUAUGCACAGGAAGAUGAUGACUUCGUAUCUGUUACAUAUGAUCCAUUUUGUAGGUACUUUAUAUGUGCAUCUUCUCGACCAAAGAUUUAUGUCUCCAAACAUCCAUCUCUUGACUUUGUUUGCGAAGCUUCGAUGAAAAGUACACGUCCAUUUGUCGGUGUUUCUGUUCUGAAGACUAAUAAAUGCAGAGCUGUCGUUGCUGCAGAAAAUGGAACAGUUUACAUCCAAGAUUUGCAUCCAAACCAUCUUAUCUAUGCAUGGCAAGCUCAUAAGAAAGAUAUUCAUGGCAUGGAUCUCUCUGGUGGGCUUUUAUUAACAUGGAGUAGCACAAAUGAGGUAAAAGUCUGGGAUAUUACUGAAAAAAGAGACGAAGAAUUCCUUUCCGACCACAAGAAAAAGAAACUGAAGAAACAAGGAAAGUUACCAGUCAUUGCUAAGAAGAAAGAUACUUUCUUUGAUGAAUUAGGAGAUGGCGAGUCAGAUUAA